UCCUGUCGGACGAGGGUCGCAGUGCGCCUGCGCCCGGGCAGGGGUUGCCUUGGCGACUCGGCCUUUCUCUGUUUUCCUUCUCUCGCCCCCCUGCGGGUCCCUGAUCCGCGCCUGCGCAGAGGACUCGGCACGGAGGUGGCCGAACUGUGGGGAGCGGCCGGAGUGGGCGCAUGGAAGACCCAAGAUUAUCUAAAGACACAGGGAAAAUGGUGGAAAAUUCACCGUCGCCAUUGCCAGAAAGAGCGAUUUAUGGCUUUGUCCUUUUCUUAAGCUCCCAAUUUGGCUUCAUACUGUAUCUUGUGUGGGCUUUUAUUCCUGAGUCUUGGCUAAACUCCUUAGGCUUAACCUAUUGGCCUCAAAAAUACUGGGCAGUUGCACUGCCUGUGUACCUCCUCAUUACUGCAGUGAUUGGUUAUGUGCUCUUAUUCGGGAUAAACAUGAUGAGUACCUCUCCACUCAACUCCAUUCAUACAAUCACAGAUAACUAUGCCAAAAACCAACAGCCGAAGAAAUACCAAGAAGAGGCCAUCCCAGCAUUAAGAGAUAUUCCUAUUAGUGAAGUAAACCAAAUGUUUUUUCUUAAAGCCAAAGAACUUUACACCAAAAACUGAAUUGUACAUAGACUAAUACCAAACAUUUAUUACAAAUUUUUGAUGGAAGAAUCUCGACCGUAGUAAUUUUGACUGUCUUUCUGAUUAAUAUCCAGUAUUGAAAUGUUAAAAAAAAAGAAAGAAAAAUGUAAGUUGAACUUCUCUUAGAUUAAGUUCUAUUAAUAUUAUAAAUGUUAUCAAAUAGUAGUUACUAAUAGAGUAAAUAAAAUACUACAUUACCAUGUGGCA
Globicephala melas (long-finned pilot whale) is the source of this 839-nucleotide messenger RNA. RefSeq names its product phosphatidylinositol glycan anchor biosynthesis class P (gene PIGP). Gene Ontology annotation, cellular component: endoplasmic reticulum. Gene Ontology annotation, biological process: GPI anchor biosynthetic process. Gene Ontology annotation, molecular function: phosphatidylinositol N-acetylglucosaminyltransferase activity. The record is from RefSeq and is a predicted model, not a curated record. NCBI's taxonomy places the organism in Eukaryota, Metazoa, Chordata, Mammalia, Artiodactyla, Delphinidae.